Messenger RNA from Oncorhynchus masou masou (cherry salmon), 1536 nucleotides. RefSeq lists its product as uncharacterized. The record is from RefSeq and is a predicted model, not a curated record. The transcript has a single exon. NCBI's taxonomy places the organism in Eukaryota, Metazoa, Chordata, Actinopteri, Salmoniformes, Salmonidae. Bases 1 to 1536 code for a protein of 511 amino acids.
AUGAGCCAAAGACCAAAGGACUGUCAAGGCAUUCAGCCAGCAAACCUCCAGAGAAACCUACCCUCCUCAGUCAGCAAACCCCCAGAGAAACCUACCCUCCUCAGCCAGCAAACCUCCAGAGAAACCUACCCUCCUCAGCCAGCAAACCUCCAGAGAAACCUACCCUCCUCAGCCAGCAAACCUCCAGAGAAACCUACCGUCCUCAGUCAGCAAACCUCCAGAGAAACCUACCCUCCUCAGCCAGCAAACCCCCAGAGAAACCUACCCUCCUCAGCCAGCAAACCCCCAGAGAAACCUACCCUCCUCAGCCAGCAAACCUCCAGAGAAACCUACCCUCCUCAGCCAGCAAACCCCCAGAGAAACCUACCCUCCUCAGUCAGCAAACCUCCAGAGAAACCUACCCUCCUCAGCCAGCAAAUCUCCAGAGAAACCUACCCUCCUCAGCCAGCAAACCUCCAGAGAAACCUACCCUCCUCAGUCAGCAAACCUCCAGAGAAACCUACCGUCCUCAGUCAGCAAACCUCCAGAGAAACCUACCGUCCUCAGUCAGCAAACCUCCAGAGAAACCUACCCUCCUCAGCCAGCAAACCUCCAGAGAAACCUACCCUCCUCAGUCAGCAAACCUCCAGAGAAACCUACCCUCCUCAGCCAGCAAACCCCCAGAGAAACCUACCCUCCUCAGUCAGCAAACCUCCAGAGAAACCUACCCUCCUCAGUCAGCAAACCUCCAGAGAAACCUACCGUCCUCAGUCAGCAAACCUCCAGAGAAACCUACCCUCCUCAGCCAGCAAACCUCCAGAGAAACCUACCCUCCUCAGCCAGCAAACCCCCAGAGAAACCUACCCUCCUCAGCCAGCAAACCCCAGAGAAACCUACCCUCCUCAGCCAGCAAACCUCCAGAGAAACCUACCCUCCUCAGCCAGCAAACCCCCAGAGAAACCUACCCUCCUCAGUCAGCAAACCUCCAGAGAAACCUACCCUCCUCAGCCAGCAAAUCUCCAGAGAAACCUACCCUCCUCAGCCAGCAAACCUCCAGAGAAACCUACCCUCCUCAGUCAGCAAACCUCCAGAGAAACCUACCGUCCUCAGUCAGCAAACCUCCAGAGAAACCUACCGUCCUCAGUCAGCAAACCUCCAGAGAAACCUACCCUCCUCAGCCAGCAAACCUCCAGAGAAACCUACCCUCCCUCAGUCAGCAAACCUCCAGAGAAACCUACCCUCCUCAGCCAGCAAACCACCAGAGAAACCUACCCUCCUCAGUCAGCAAACCUCCAGAGAAACCUACCCUCCUCAGUCAGCAAACCUCCAGAGAAACCUACCGUCCUCAGUCAGCAAACCUCCAGAGAAACCUACCCUCCUCAGCCAGCAAACCUCCAGAGAAACCUACCCUCCUCAGCCAGCAAACCUCCAGAGAAACCUACCGUCCUCAGUCAGCAAACCUCCAGAGAAACCUACCGUCCUCAGUCAGCAAACCUCCAGACCAACCGAGCCACAGCCAGCAAGCCUCCACAACCAGCAAGUUCCCACACCCCUUAA